Acanthopagrus latus (yellowfin seabream) is the source of this 1467-nucleotide messenger RNA. It is a transcript of the gene mrps28, whose product is annotated as mitochondrial ribosomal protein S28. Gene Ontology annotation, cellular component: mitochondrial small ribosomal subunit. The record is from RefSeq and is a predicted model, not a curated record. NCBI's taxonomy places the organism in Eukaryota, Metazoa, Chordata, Actinopteri, Spariformes, Sparidae. The transcript has a single exon. The coding region runs from base 292 to 1011 and encodes 239 amino acids.
AGUCGCUUGAAUCAUAAAAAGUAAAGUAACUGAAGCGUCGUUAGUCACAGUGUGAACUGUGAACAGCGCGUCUCUGUCUUCUUCCACUGCUGCCAACUUAAUUAAUUAACAUUAGAAAUCUUUUACCGAUGAAAUACACAGUUCUUACAGACGUCAACAACCGAUCGAUAGCUUCAUCAAUCACUAAUCACCUGUCAUCAGUGAGGAGAGCCAACAGGUGGCGCUGUGGGCGUGUCUUCUCUACCGGAAGUUGAAGAAGGAAGUGCUCUUCGCUGUGCAUUGUGGGACAACAUGGCGGCCUUGUGUAAGGUUGUGUCCAGCCUGAGUUGUGGAGCUCGGUUCCGCUACAGCCGGCUCAUCAGAAUCUCGUUCAGCUCGGACUCCAGCUCCGAGCAGCCCCCCGCGGUCAGAACCAGCUCCGAGCAGCCCCCCGCAGUCAGAACCAGCUCCGAGCAGCCCCCCGAGCUCAGAACCAGCUCCGAGCAGCCCCCCGAGGUCAGAACCAGCUCCGAGCAGCCCCCCGAGCUCAGAACCAGCUCCGAGCAGCCCCCCGAGGUCAGAACCAGCUCCGAGCAGCCCCCCGCGGUCAGAACCAGCUCUGGCUUCGCUGCCGCCUUCGACCUGCAGUCGGAGCUCCGGCGGGAGGCGGAGAGCGCCGCGUCCGGCGGCAGCGGCUCCUCCUCCGUUCAUGAGGAGACCUUCGCCUCGCUGCUCCGCCGGUCCCCGCUGAUCCAGAUGGGACCGGCCAAAGACAAGGUGGUGGUCGGGAGGAUCUUCCAUGUGGUCCAGGACGACCUGUACAUCGACUUCGGCGGAAAGUUCCACUGCGUGUGCCGGCGGCCGGAGCACGGAGAGCAGCUGCAGCGGGGCAGCAGGGUCCGGCUGCGGCUGCAGGACCUGGAGCUCACCUCCCGCUUCCUCGGAGCCAUCACAGACACCACGCUACUGGAGGCCCAGGCCGUCCUGCUGGGCCCGCUGGAGUCAAAGGAGGGCCGGGAGAACCAGAAGUAGGACCGAGCGGGGAUGACUGUCGGACCGCUGCAGAAUAGGGAGUGUGGCAGCGGAGGAGUGACCGAGGUGCUGGACUGAGUCUGUCAGUCUGGACUCUGUCAGUCUGGACUCUGACAUCUGCUGACUGAAGCUGAUCUGAUGUUAAACUAUAAACUUGUGUGAACACUUGUUCUGUGUGUUUGUCUCUGCUGGGUCAUCGGAUCCUGAUGGUUCUGAUGACUGGCUCAUGUUCUCAGAACCGAACUGUAACUGUGUUCACACUCGCCGACGUGUUGUAGUUCUGUCUGAAAGCACUGAAGUAUAAAUAAAGUUUGUCCUCGGGGUACUGGCCCUUUAAAUGUUCUCACUGACGUCACACUCGAUACUUUUUUAAUGUUUGGAACUAUAAUGAAUGAAAGUGUUGAUGUGACGAUACAGGUGUUCUCAUACAGACAGACCAUUUACACCUGGGUCAAU